This is a messenger RNA of Manduca sexta (tobacco hornworm), 795 nucleotides long. RefSeq names its product b(0,+)-type amino acid transporter 1-like. Gene Ontology annotation, molecular function: L-amino acid transmembrane transporter activity. Lineage: Eukaryota; Metazoa; Arthropoda; Insecta; Lepidoptera; Sphingidae. The record is from RefSeq and is a predicted model, not a curated record. Gene Ontology annotation, cellular component: membrane. The coding region runs from base 31 to 660 and encodes 209 amino acids. Gene Ontology annotation, biological process: amino acid transmembrane transport. The transcript is spliced from 4 exons.
GGCUGUAUAUAAGGGAAAAAUACAGGGAUAAUGAUGCCAGAAGAAAAAGUCAGAAUGCGCAAGCAAUUAGGGUUGCUUGAAGGUGUCACCCUAAUACUAGGUAUUAUAUUUGGAAGUGGCAUCUUCAUUUCGCCCCGGGAGGUGCUGCAGAAGACCGGCUCAGUGUGGGGCUCUCUCACUGUUUGGGCCAUUUGUGGAGGACUAGCGACUCUUGGCGCCUUAUCUUAUUCUGAGUUGGGAACAACACUGGCGCAGAGCGGAGGAGACUACCACUACAUCGACGAGGCGUAUGGACCGCUGCCCGCCUUCCUGUACUUGUGGGAUGCUAUUUUCAUAUUUAUACCAAGCACUAACGCCAUCAUGGCUCUGACAUUUGCCAACAACGUGCUUCAGCCGAUAUACCAUGGUUGCACCAUAAAUCCGCUGUGCAGGAAACUCCUAGCUGCCGUCACGAUAUGUUUCCUGACGUUUAUAAACGCUUAUGACAUCAAGUUCACGACGAGGAUGCAGAACGUCUUCUCUCUCACCAUGAUAUCAUCGCUGGUGGUGAUUGUUAUGGGGGGGAUGGUUUGGAUGGCUCAAGGUAACUUAGCCUUGUUUUUCCAAAAGUACGUCGGUAAACUAGUGGAUCAUUUGACGUUAAUUUAUCACUGCCCAUAAAUCAUAAUUAUAGACAGAGAAUUUUUAGAUGAACUGCUGUAUGCAGAAGAAUUUAUUAUGGAAGUUGGAGUAUUUCACGUGAAACGGACAACGAAAAAAUGUCAGGUUCUUUAUUUUGUUAAUGAUCGGAUCAAA